Molecule: messenger RNA, 1896 nt
Organism: Camelina sativa (false flax)
Lineage: Eukaryota; Viridiplantae; Streptophyta; Magnoliopsida; Brassicales; Brassicaceae
Source: RefSeq, a predicted model, not a curated record
AUGGAGUUGAAUCUGUUGUUAGAGAUAAAGGAAAGAGUGGUGGGGCUUCACGUCGGCGUGGAAAACGUAAAAAAUAGAAGUGAUGAAGAUGACAAAGUGGAGGCUCCAGUUGAGCACGACAGUGAAGAUGACUGCGCGGUGUAUGGAGAUGAGGAUUGCAAUGAUGUUGAUGAUGCAGUUGGUGGUGGAAAUGACGAAGCUAAUGUCGAAGAAGCUAAUGUCGAAGAAUCGGCUCUCGAAGAAGUGGCUAACUUAAACAUUGAACAUGAUUUCCCAGAGAUGGACGACGAAGACGAGAUUGAAGAAGAAGACAAAGAUGAGGCAGCUCCUAAAGAUUGGUCUGAUCCAGAGUCUUUGCUAGCGGUGGAGAAAAGAUACAACUCUCCCGAAGACUUCAAGCUUGCCGUGUUGAUGUACUCGUUGAAGACAAGGUAUGAUAUUAAACUCUAUCGGUCCAAUGCUUUCUUGGUUGGUGCAAAGUGUUGCUACGUUGAUGAGAAUGGUGUUCUGUGUCCUUGGAGAGUGUAUUGCUCAUAUGAGAAGAGGAAGCAUAAGAUGCAAAUUAGAGUGUAUGUAAAUGAGCAUGUAUGUGUUAGGUCAGGGUAUUCAAAGAUGUUGAAGAGGUCUUCUAUAGCUUUCUUGUUUGACAAAAGGCUUAGAGUAAAUCCGAAGUUUACAAAAUACGAGAUGGCUGCUGAGAUUAAGAGAGAGUAUAACUUAGAAGUAACUCCAGAUCAGUGUGCAAAGGCGAAGACCAAGGUGAUGAGUGCAAGAAAGGCUAGUCAUGAAUCACAAUUUGCAAGAAUAUGGGAUUAUCAAGCGGAGGUAUUGAAUCAGAACCCUGGCUCAGAAUUUGAGAUUGAGACAGCUCCAGGGCCAAUGGUUGGAAGCAAACAAAGGCAUGUUCUAGCUGCAGUUGGAAGGGAUGGGGACAAUAGGAUUGUCCCUCUUGCUUGGACAGUUGUAGAAAUAGAAAAUGAUGAUAACUGGGACUGGUUAUUGAGACAUCUCUGUGCAAGUUUGGGUCUGGUUACAAUGACACAUCUAGCUCUAAUUUCGGAUAAACAAUCGGGUUUAGUUAAAGCGAUCAGUAACAUCCUUCCACACGCUGAGCAUCGACAAUGUGCAAAACACAUAAUGGAUAACUGGAAGCGAGACAGCCACGACCAAGAACUACAACACAUUUUUUGGAGGAUAGCACGCAGCUACACCACAGGGCAGUUCAAUGACAAUAUGGCAGAACUCAAGCGAUACAAUCCUCAAGCAUACGCCUCUCUGCAACUUACAAAUCCAAUAACCUGGUCAAGAGCUUUUUUCAAGAUUGGUACUUGCUGCAAUGACAAUCUUAACAAUCUCAGUGAUUCAUUCAAUAGGACUAUUAGACAAGCCAGGAGAAAGCCUUUGCUGGAUUUGCUUGAGGACAUAAGAAGACAGUGCAUGGUCAGAAAUGCAAAGAGGUUUAUCAUAGCUGAGGUUGAAGACACGGAAGUGGCAGAUGGUUGGAAUCCCAUGUUCUCAUGCUCAAGUGUGAUUAUAGGGAGAAAAGAGAAGGUUGAGGAUAAUGUCAACGACUACUACACAAAGAAAAAGUGGCGAGAGACAUACCUUGAUGGUAUUAGGCUUGUGCAAGGGAUGCCAUUGUGGCCAAGAUUGAAUCGGUUGCCUGUAUUUCCACCACCAUGGAGAAUGGGAAAUCCCAGAAGGCCUUCUAACCAUGAUCGGAGGAAAGGAAGAAAUGAAUCUUUGUCUUCUUCAAACACCAAGAAGAUGUCAAGGGCAAAAAGAAUCAUGACAUGCUCUAACUGUCAUCAAGAAGGCCACAACAAGCAAGCAUGUAAAAAUCCCACUGCCGUUAGUGUGCCAAAGAGACCAAGAGGAAGACCACGAAAAUAUUAG